Molecule: messenger RNA, 1797 nt
Organism: Rhea pennata
Lineage: Eukaryota; Metazoa; Chordata; Aves; Rheiformes; Rheidae
Gene: TMEM208
Product: transmembrane protein 208
Exons: 6
Coding region: 961-1482 (173 amino acids)
Biological process (GO): vacuolar protein processing
Cellular component (GO): intracellular membrane-bounded organelle
Source: RefSeq, a predicted model, not a curated record
CAUAAGCUGUGCUCUGAUGCUGGUGCCGUGCAAAUCCAAGGCCUGGAGACCACUCUCCCGCUCCCUCAAGAACCUCAGGAAGUUGUGGAAGGGCAGUACAGAAGAGGACUUGUAGUUGUUGGAGUCACGGAAGGGGUCAAACUCAAAGCUGAAGCAGUGGUGGGCCAGAGAGCACAUGGUGAGCCACAGCAUGCAGCCAGUCAGGCUGUUGAACCUGAGAACAGACAAGUAUUGCAAGCUGGACAAGUUCCGUUCCUGCAGGUGAGUUGGGGCCUCUUGGGCUCAGAGGAUUGUCUCAGGCUUGGAGAACAGAGUCCCAGACAUCAGGAAGCAGAGCCAGCGAGGACAAGCAGGGAUAUGCAAAGGCAAGAUUCGGGAAAAAGCCUCCGCGAAACUGCUACCCUGCUGAGCCAGGCACUGCAGCUGCUGCCCAACGCACUGAAUCCCAUCCUGGGAGAGAGUGCAGCAGUCAAGGAAAAAACAGGUCACCCAGGUUUGGCCUGGUUUCAGGCCAGGCUUUUGAUGGUUGUGCAGGACUGACAUCCCCAGGAUGUUGUAGAUGACUUUCUCCUAAGAGCCAAAGGGGAGGGAAUGGGGGAGAAGGGGAGACAGCAACAUCCUGAACCCAGAGGCAGCACAGCGACCCUGGCGUGCAGCCUGCGGGGACAGGCAUGACUGGAAGAGGGGCCCUCCGGGGAGCCUUGAGGCCGGGCCAGGGGUGGGAGAGGCCCGCGGGCUGUCCGUCAGGCAGCGCAGCGCUUUUGCCACUGCUUGCAGGGAGGUGUAGGCCAAGACACGGGGCGGCGGCGAGGCACCCGCACGCCUCCUCCCCGGCCCGGCUGUUAUGUGCCCGCCCGCUACAUCUCCCCGCUCUGCCACGGAAGUGCGGCGGCCCACGGCGCCCUUCCGGUGAGGUCGCAGCGGCGGAAGGCGGCAGUGCAGCGGCAGGCUGGCGCGGCCAUGGCGCCCAAGGGGAAGGCAGGCACGAAAGGCAAGAAGCAGAUCUUUGAGGAGAACAGGGAGACGCUGCGUUUCUAUCUCCGCGUCAUCCUCGGGGCUUCUGCUGUGUAUGCGACGGUGAACCUGGUGAUCUGCUACCCCACGGCCUCUGUCUGGACAUGGCUUGCGUUUGUGUUCAGUUUGGUGGUAUACGGCACCAGCUACCGCUCCAUGAACUCCAUGGCAAAGCCGUCUUUCACAGAUGAUGGCAGCCUUGCUGACGGGGGGAUUGACCUGAAUAUGGAGCAGGGGAUGGCAGAGCACCUGAAGGAUGUGAUCCUGCUGACAGCUAUCGUCCAAGUGCUGAGCUGCUUCUCACUCUACGUCUGGUACUUCUGGCUCUUGGCUCCAGGGCGUGCACUCUAUCUCCUGUGGGUGAACAUCCUGGGGCCCUGGUUUACAGCAGACUCUUCGGCUGCCAGUCUGGAGCCAAAUGAGAAGAAACAGCGCCGACAAGAACGCCGUCAAAUGAAACGCUUCUAGCCCUGGCUGGAGGGAUGGAUUAAUGCUGUCUCUCAUCUCCAUGCUGUUACUUCAUCAUGGAUGCAACUGAAACCAAUCAGAAACCAUCACAGUAUCUAUGUUGCCCUUUGUCAUGGCUGCCAUUUCACUGUAAAGGCUUCAAGAGACUUCCCUUGGUUGGUUCUUAGUGCCAGUUGAGGCCUUGCUCCUUGAGAUGACAAGGGUGGGUUAUGCUGGGAUGUGUGUAAAUACUUUUUUAAAGCAGUGCUGUAUUGCAUUCAGGGUUGGGGACUGCAAUGUUGGAGGAAAUACUAUAUUAAAGAGCAAUCUAAUUGA